Messenger RNA from Colossoma macropomum (tambaqui), 1717 nucleotides. RefSeq lists its product as uncharacterized. The transcript is spliced from 6 exons. The coding region runs from base 155 to 1318 and encodes 387 amino acids. NCBI's taxonomy places the organism in Eukaryota, Metazoa, Chordata, Actinopteri, Characiformes, Serrasalmidae. The record is from RefSeq and is a predicted model, not a curated record.
AAUGCAGAACACAUUAUAUCAAUGACGCACAAACUAUUGCACAUUUGUGCUACAACCAGAGGAUGAAUUGGGCUGGGAUGUUCACGGCAAACAGAGCUUUAAACGCUGUUCAUGGCCAGUACUGUUGGUGUGUGUGUGUGUCUGUAGGUCAGUCAUGAAGUCCAGCAGUUCUGCUCUCUAUGUCCUGAUCUUACUGAUCUCUACAUUCACUAAUGUGUCUGGAACCAAUUCCACUGAAGUAAAGGUGAAGCUGAAUGACUCAGUGACUCUCCCCUGCUAUGACAGAUGUUCUGGGUUGGCCAGAUGGCGCCACAACUCUGGUGUUGUUGUGGCUCAGUGUAACCAGACUACAUGCCAGUCAGUGAAGGAUGGAUUUGAGAUGUUCCAUGAUCUGUACCUGGAAGGGAAUAACUCCCUCGUCAUACCUGUUGCAGAUCCCAGUAAGAUCGGCGAGUACACAUGUCGAUGUGACCAUGAGACCAUCAUUACUGUGCAGCUUCAUAUUGAAUCUCCUCUUCCAGUGAAGGUGAGUCUUCAUGGGUCUGCUACUCUCUACUGCUAUGAGAACUGCUCUGGUUUGGUCAGUUGGUUCAGAAAUAGGAAUUAUGUUCCAGCUGAGUGCAAUCAGACUUCAUGCAGAUCAAAGGAGGGAUAUCAGAUGAUCCAUGAUCAGUACCUGAAGGGGAAUCUCUCUCUCAUCAUCACUGACGCUGAUUUCAGUAUGAGAGGCUGGUACACAUGUCAGUGUGAUGGGACAGACCUCAGAGAUGUGGAAUUCAGCAUUAUUGCUCUGAAUUCUACAGUCCAGAUAAAACCUGGGGAAUCUCUGGUGCUGGAUUUGGAAAUACCAGAGCAAGUGGAGGUGCUUUAUGAGAGCACAGGUGUAGGUGAUUCUUCCAGCAGUCCGAUCUGUACAGUGGAUGGACGCUCGUCACAGUGCAGUGGUGAUUAUAAACAGAGAGUGUUGUUCUCACCUGCUCUUGAGCUGAAACGAAUGAACCUGUCUGAUAGUGGAGUUUACACCAUUCGGGAUGCCAGAACUAAGGAGGUCAUUCAUGUCUACACAGUGACUGUCAGAGAUGAUCCACAUCCACACAGAAGAGAGAUUGUUUUGUCAGUGCUGGAGUUGACAGGGAUAGUGGUGGGGACUGCAAGCUGUACUGUUAUUAUUUGUGUAACAUAUUUGGUGAUUGUGGGAAUAUGUAUGAAGAAAAGUAGUCAAUGUGGACGAGGUAUUGAGAUGAAUUAUGCCGCAGGAAAUGGAGAGGACAAUCUGGUUUCAGAAGAGGAGGACAUCCUGCCACCUGACCAACAAUAACCUGUAACUCUGAUUCUACUGUAACUCUGACAGCUCCGUAUAUAGUGAAUCAGUCCACAGGGAAAACUGAUUCACACACCAACUUGCAAGAAUGGUGGGACACUGAUUACUCAAUUAUGACUUUGCGCAACAUUGACUGAGCAGCUCAUUCACUGUGCUUUGAUUACUGAUACUGUCAUUUUUAGGAUUGAUAUAUGUUCACAGUUCAUAAACAUCUUUUUUUGUCAUUGUGUUUACACUGGAUAACAAUUAUGUACACGUUCUUUUGAUAAGUGGUGAUAAGAUUUCAACUUAGCUUUUAAUUUGAUGAAUAUCAUCAAGCUCUUUCAAAAGUUAAUAGAAUUUAACAUUAAUUUUAAGGAAACAGUCUGUUAAAAACAACAAAGUCGAUGUUCCUUA